This is a messenger RNA of Glycine soja, 2124 nucleotides long. Its product is annotated as ATP-dependent 6-phosphofructokinase 3-like. The coding region runs from base 440 to 1861 and encodes 473 amino acids. Gene Ontology annotation, biological process: fructose 6-phosphate metabolic process; glycolytic process. The record is from RefSeq and is a predicted model, not a curated record. Gene Ontology annotation, cellular component: cytoplasm. Gene Ontology annotation, molecular function: 6-phosphofructokinase activity; ATP binding. NCBI's taxonomy places the organism in Eukaryota, Viridiplantae, Streptophyta, Magnoliopsida, Fabales, Fabaceae. The transcript has 13 exons.
CAUUGUAACAUAUUGAGCUUUUAAUAAUUUGAUUGAAGAGGUUAGGCUGAGGGCGCUGCAAAAAUCUAAAUACUAGUAAUAAAUAAGAAUGGUUGCUGGCAGCUUCUACGAAACAUGAUGCUCGUGGACUACCAUAACCAUCUCUGCGUCAAAGCAUAGACCUUGGUAACCAUUUUGUGCCACCUGUUUUUACUCUUCCUUCCUUUUCAACCGUAAAAAGAGAAGUUGCUAUUUAAUUUAAUUCAAAGAAAACCAAAAGCAGCCCUGAGUUUCAGGGAACCUCGAUUUGGGCACUGACUCAUUUUACAAAGGUUAAGCACCUUUACUAUAAAUAUAAGACCCUUCUCUGAUCCACUCGUUACACCAUUCAACGUAUCCUUUUCUUCCUUCAAUCACAUACAAUACAAAACAAUUCAGUGGUUUGUGUUACUACGUUAGAAUGGGUUCGUCGCCGAAUUCAAAGCCCAAGAUCAUUAGAGGCACCGCAGGCUAUGUGUUGGAGGAUGUUCCACAUAUGGCCGAUUACAUCCCUGAUAUUCCAACAUAUUCUAAUCCUUUGCAAAACAAUCCUGCUUACUCAGUUGUCAAGCAGUAUUUCGUGCACGUCGAUGACAGUGUUCCGCAGAAGAUAAUUGCUAAUAAAGAUAGUCCAAGAGGGGUACAUUUUCGGCGUGCAGGACCUCGUCAAAGGGUGUAUUUCGAAUCAGAUGAUGUUCAGGCUGCAAUUGUGACAUGUGGUGGUCUAUGCCCUGGCCUCAACACCGUCAUUAGGGAACUAGUAUGUGCACUAUAUCACAUGUAUGGCGUCAAGAAAAUCUUGGGAAUCAAUGGAGGAUACAAGGGUUUUUAUGCUCACAAUACAAUCACUCUAACUCCUAAAAGCGUGAAUGACAUACAUAAGCGUGGGGGAACUAUCCUUGGUUCAUCACGAGGUGGACAUGAUACCACUAAGAUAGUUGACAGUAUUCAAGAUCGGGGAAUUAAUCAGGUUUUUAUAAUUGGAGGAGAUGGAACUCAGAGGGGUGCAGAUAGGAUUUUUGAGGAAAUUAGAAGGCGUCGUCUCAAAGUUGCAGUUGUAGGAAUCCCCAAAACCAUAGAUAAUGACAUCCCGGUUAUUGAUAAGUCCUUCGGCUUUGACACAGCUGUUGAGGAGGCUCAACGUGCUAUAAAUGCAGCACAUGUUGAGGCUGAAAGUGGUGAAAAUGGCAUAGGUGUUGUUAAAUUGAUGGGCCGGUACAGUGGGUUUAUUGCAAUGUAUGCUACUCUGGCCAGUAGGGAUGUGGACUGUUGCUUAAUUCCAGAGUCACCCUUUCACCUUGAAGGUCCAGGUGGACUUUUUGAGUUUACAGAGAAAAGACUAAAGGAAAACGGCCACAUGGUUAUUGUGAUUGCUGAAGGGGCAGGACAGGAACUUGUUUCUGAGAGCAUCCAAUCCUUGAACAAGCAGGAUGCUUCUGGAAACAAACUUCUUCAAGAUGUUGGGCUAUGGAUAUCCCAAAAGAUAAAGGAUUAUUUUAACAAACAGAAGAGAAUGACCAUAAAUCUCAAAUAUAUAGAUCCAACGUAUAUGAUCCGAGCAGUUCCAAGCAAUGCUUCUGACAACGUGUACUGCACACUUCUUGCUCAAAGUGCUGUUCAUGGAGCCAUGGCAGGUUACACUGGAUUUACAAGUGGACUUGUCAAUGGAAGACAAACGUACAUACCCUUUUAUAGAAUCACUGAGGGACAGAACAAAGUGAUAAUUACUGAUAGAAUGUGGGCUAGGCUUCUGUCUUCAACAAAUCAGCCCAGUUUUACGAUUGCUAAGACUGUCUCUGAAGAAAAGAGGGAAGAAGAAGCAAACGGUCAUGUCUCUGAGUAAGGGCAUUGUUCAAAUAACCAUUUGGCUUAGAAAGAAGUCGGCAGCAUUUUUCACCCUGCUAUAUAUGUACAUGUUUAUUGUAUUCAUUUUAUCUUAUAUCUUGCAUUGUAAGUAAUAUAUUUGAGUUUAUCUUUUUGCCCUUACACGAUGAAAAGAUGGCUGUGAAGAACUCAGCAUUAACAUGAGGAAGAUAUUCUAUUAUUCUUUUAUUAUGUUUUGUCCCGUGUGCUAAUCAUUCGAAAGAGUUCAGCUUUAUCCACAAA